Molecule: messenger RNA, 4938 nt
Organism: Cyprinus carpio (common carp)
Lineage: Eukaryota; Metazoa; Chordata; Actinopteri; Cypriniformes; Cyprinidae
Product: histone lysine demethylase PHF8
Exons: 20
Coding region: 1-2946 (981 amino acids)
Biological process (GO): protein demethylation; regulation of transcription by RNA polymerase II
Molecular function (GO): histone demethylase activity; transcription coregulator activity
Source: RefSeq, a predicted model, not a curated record
AUGGUACGCUCGGCCCACGGGAUACUCGCGGCUUUUGUCACCCGUUGUGUUGGUGUGGAGGAAGACAAAGCGGCAGAUAUUGACCAGUAUCACUGUCCUAACUGCCAGGUGACACAUGGACCCUCUGUCAUCCUGCUAAAGCCGACUGGGGCCCAGCUCACGGUUGAGUUUCUAGAGGAGCGCUCCUUUAGCGUCCCAGUCCUGGUCCUCAGGAAAGAUGGUCUGGGCAUGAAUUUGCCCCCGUCGUCUUUCUCUGUGUCAGAUGUAGAGCAUUAUAUCGGUUCUGACAAGGAAAUUGAUGUGAUUGAUGUCAACCGCCAAGCAGACCUGAAGAUGAAACUGGGAGAGUUUGUCGAGUACUACAACAGCCCAAACAGAGACAGAGUACUCAAUGUGAUCAGCUUAGAGUUCUCAGACACUAGGUUGUCAAAUCUAGUGGAGACACCAAAGAUUGUGAGGAAGCUGUCAUGGGUGGAGAACCUCUGGCCUGAGGAGUCUAUUUUUGAGAGGCCUAAUGUGCAGAAAUACUGCCUGAUGGGAGUGAAGGACAGUUACACAGACUUUCACAUUGACUUUGGUGGAACUUCUGUGUGGUAUCAUGUUCUCCGGGGUGAGAAGAUCUUUUACCUCAUUCGUCCCACUGCUGCUAACCUGUCGCUUUUUGAGCGCUGGAGUUCAUCCUCCAAUCAGAAUGAGCUGUUUUUUGGGGACCAGGUAGACAUGUGCUACAAAUGUUCACUAAAGCAAGGAAACACCCUCUUCAUCCCAACAGGGUGGAUUCAUGCUGUUCUGACUCCUGUGGACUGUUUGGCAUUUGGGGGAAAUUUUCUACACAGCCUCAACAUUGACAUGCAGCUUCGAGCGUAUGAAAUAGAAAAAAGAGUGAGUGAGGAAGACUUGUUCAGGUUUCCGAACUUUGAGACUGUGUGCUGGUAUGUUGGCAAGCAUCUGCUGGACACCUUCAGAGGUCUAAGAGAGAAUCGACGGCAUCCUGCCACAUAUUUGGUCCAUGGAGCCAAAGCUCUCAAUAAUGCUUUCCGCAGCUGGACACGGAAGGAAUCCCUGGCUGAACAUGAACAUGAGAUACCAGAGACUAUAAAGACCCAGCAGCUAGUGAAGGAUCUGGCUAAGGAGAUACGCCUAGUUGAGGAUAUCUUCCAGCAGAACAUCGGCAGGAGUGGGACACCAUUUGGUGGCUCUCAGGGUCUUCCCUCUCCUCACCCCAAAGCUCCAUUAAACACAUCCCUCACUUUUGGCCAGCACCCUGGUAAAAAGAAAGGCCCCAAGCUGAAGGAUGGAUUUGGAGGAGGGGGUGUAGGCCUUCCAGGAGCUAAGAAAAAGAGCCAAAAAGGCAAAGAGAUAAAAACAGAAGCUGGAGAGCUGGACCUGCUGGAGAUCCAUACUAAACACACGCUCAAGAAGUUCCAGCCAGGGUGCAAAGUAAAAAAGAACAAGCUUGAGCUGCCUAAUGACUGUCUAGAUGAUUUUGAAGAGAAGAUCAACAAGAGCAAGCUUAAGCUUGUGCUGACUAAUGGAAAGAUACAAGGGAAGAAGGGUCGUGCUGGCAGUGCAAAUGGAGCCGGGAGUUCACUUCAGCAGUUCCAGCCCCACAUGGCUACUUUGUCUGACUUUGACUCAGAAGACGAGCUUCAGAUUGAUGAAACCCCUCCACCUCGCCGUAGACCGUCUCUAUCUAGCAAGAAGAAAUUAGCUGGUCUACCAAGGAAACUGCCUCGGGCCAAACCAUGCAGCGACCCCCACAGAAUCCGUGAGCCAGGAGAAGUGGACUUUGAUAUUGAGGAGGAUUACACCACAGAUGAGGAGAUGCUUACAGUGCAGGGUGUAAAAGGCGGAGCAGGCGGGAUUUUAGACUUGCUCAAGGCAAGCAAACAGGUGGCGGGUCUUGAUUCUGCACUGAGGCUCAAUUCUACUAAUUUUCGCCUUAUCAUGAAGGAGGAAGCACCAGCCUCCCCCAGCACCCGUGAUGCUAUCCAGGGCAUGCUCUCGAUGGCCAACCCUCCAUCAUCCUCAUCCUCUUCCUCCUCCUCCUCUCCUCUAUCUAUCUCUGGAGGAGGUGAGAUGCUGGGGCUUAUAAAGGAGAAAGGAGGGAGAGCUGGGUGGAUAAGUGGAGUCAAGAAGAGUGAGAAAAAGACCACAUUUCAGAGGCCAGGAAAACGGCCUGUCAAACGACCAGCACGGCACCUCAGUGAUGAAGAAAGCUUGGAUGAACAGGAGACCUUGGGUACCUGUUUUAAAGACUCUGAUUAUGUGUAUCCAUCACUAGAAUCUGACGAGGAGGAUCACAUAAGCAAGUCCAAAAUGAAAAGAAAGCGAAACUGGGAUGAUACACCCUGGAGUCCUAAAGCUCGUGUGACCCCUACACUUCCUAAGCAGGAGCGGCCGGUGAGAGAGGGUGCAAGGGUGGCUUCUGUAGAAACUGGACUUGCAGCUGCUGCUGCCAAAUUGGCACAACAGGAACAGCAGAAAACCAUAACCAAGAGAAAAUACACCAAGAAGAAGGUCCCUCAAGAGAAAGUACAUUCUGCAGCUGCCCAGCUCCAGUGCCAGCCGGACUCUGCCCCUGUGUCUCCUCCUCUGCCCUCUGAGCCUCCUGUGGACUGCAUAGUUGAGGAGAGGAGAGUGGAGGUGUACUCUGCUAGCCUGCUGGACCACGAGUACACAGCAGGACCAGGUCCGUUCAGCCCAGGGGGCCCAAGAGGAAGUGGUGCCAUGGCCCCUGGCGUGUUCCUGACUUCAAGACGGCCCUCACUCUCUCCCCAAAACAGCAGCAGUUAUUCUCCCUCUCUCCCCUCACCUGGAGGGCUGGCUACUCCAACGUCUGCAGGAGUGUGUCAAGGAAAACGUCCGAAGAAAGGACUUGCUACGGCUAAACAGAGACUGGGAAAGAUUCUGAAAAUACAUAGAAACGGCAAGCUUCUCCUGUAGUGUGAUAAUAAGGAGAGGAGACUGCAGGGAACAAUAGAGGAGGAGAAACCGAAUAAGGAUCAGAGAGGACUUGAGUGAUUUUGGUGUUAAUUUAUGUGACUGUUUUAUGGUUAAUGUUCUGCUAGCCUGGUUUUUAUUUGCUUCAUCGGGAUGAAAAGUGAAAAGAAUGAGAAAAUUCAAUUGAAAUUAAUUUAGCAUGGUGUUUUAGAAUAGAAAUUCUAUUUGAAAAGCAAAUAGAGCUAAACGGACAGAUACAAUAAUGGAGUGAUGACUGUGUUGCUAAUUGUUUUUCCAUAAUUUUCAGUACUCCACCUCUGAAAUGAGCUCUGUACCCUUUGUUCCAUAGUUAUUGACUUAGUUUUAACAUUGUAUAUUUCUAAGAAAAAAAGCUGAAUGCUGAGGAGCACUUGAUGUUAGAUUAAAUUGCCUAAAGCCAUUGCAAACAAAAAGAUUACAUUGUUCAGAAGAUCCCUGACUGGUUUAUUUGAAAAAUUGACUUCGCAAAAAAAUAGCAAAUAGGUUGUUGUUUGGCCUGAAUUGUCAAAAGUCAAUUUAUAAAUGUCACCCUUUCUCAUAGCUAUUUGUCCCGGUCCAGUCUCCUUCCGAAGCCAUGCAUAUUAUUUAUUUACAUGCUUCAUUUAGUAUCUAUUCAUAUCAAAUUAUUUUAUACCAUAGUAGGCAAUUUGAUACACAAUUGACCGUAAUUGCGGUAGAUUAAGUCCUGUAGUAAUGUCUCUUUGCUUGUUAAAAUGUUUUGACUGUAAUACUAACACAUUUUUAUCAACAGUUGUAUUUUAGAUGUGUAUAUAUUUUAAGUUUGUCUUGUUUUGUUUGUUUUCCACUUAGCAUGGGCAGCAUAGUGUCCUGUCACCAUUUGGCCAGGGUUGUCUUUCCCAUCUAUAGUACAGCUCCAUGUUUAAUUGUAGCGAUUGAGCUCAGUGGUGGGCACGUUUUAAUGUAGUAAUUGUAAAGAACACAGAAAUUGGCUUUAGAGCGGUUUGAGAUCAUAUGGCUGAUUCAGUAGGUUCAGUGUACAUAUUUGGUGUUUUAUUAUUUUUUAUUAUUAUUAACUUUUUUUCUUUAGAAAGAAAAAAAAAUUGCAUUGGAAUCUUGUACAAAAAUACCUGUUUUGGGUAAGUAACAGCAUACGAGUUGUUUAGUUCAGUUUUAUUUGUAUAGGAUAAUUAUGCUGUUAUUUUUCAUUGACGCUUAUGAUAUUAGCAAUGUGAUGAAGUUAAUGUAUUCUAUUGCUACUUCAAUGUUAUUGUUCAUUUUAUUUUUCCCCCACUUAUCAAUAAUAUUAAUUUUAAUGUCAAUAUACUUUAGUUUUGCUUUUUUAUAUAAUACUCCAUUCUAGAAGAGUAAAAUGUAAAAUGUUUUUGUAAUUCUAUGUAAUGGCAACAGUUUUUUUUUUUGUCUUCUCCUUUGACCAUUAUGUCAGAACCAAAAAAUAUUGAUAAAUUAGUGGGCCAGUGUAAAUAUUAUUUUAGUUUUUUCUUCUUCUUUUCCUCCCUUUAAAAUGUCACGGAUCUUGUCAUCAUGCUAUCCAAUUGUAGAAAUUUGUUUUGAACGUGAAAUAAGACAGUUGUUCGAAUAUUCUGGUAAAACUAUUAUUUUUAGAUAUUGUUUUCAGAUGAUUCUGAAAUGAUUCUGGACAUUUUGGUAAUAUUUUGAGUUUUUUGUACAUUUAUUUAGUUUGUCAUCAUCUUCACAUGCUACUUACACUCAUAUUUUACUAAACAUCUGUGCCUUCAGUGAAGUACAUAGUGAGCUCUCUUACUGAAACUGUGCAUAUCUGCACGUCUUUUGAUACUAGAUUUAGUUUAAUGGCAUCUUGUCUACUGAGAUAGCUAUUCAGGAUUUCUGGCAAUUGACAGUGAAAAACAGGAAUGAUGGGAAGCAAGAUGUGCAACAAAGAAAGUGUUCAAAAACCUCAAAAUAUGCGAGGACUGACUUUUAAAUAUGUUCUUAUUAAAACUUACAUUUACUUAA